AUGGUGAAUCUGAUGCUCAGAUUGACCGUGGUGGUGCAAGCGGCGUUGGUGCUGCUUGCGCUGCAGAACGUGGCCACUCCCGCCACUGCCAACUUCCCCAACCUGGCCGAAGCCAACGAGCUUGCCCACCGCUCUCUCGACGUCUCUGAGAACAUCUUCGAAAACGCCGAUGCGCUGCACAAGCGCCUUGACCUUGGUGAGGACGAUGACGACUCCGAGUACGACGAGCUCAAGAUCAUCACGGUCUUCCUGCCCGAGGACAAGUCCGAGGACGAGAGCAACGCGCUGAUCAAGCGCGCCGGUCCCACGCCGUGCCCCCACAAUCACACUCGUGUCGUCAAGCGGGCGGUGCAGACCGAUGCGCCGCUCGACAAGCGCGACCCCACCCCGGACCCCAGGGUUACUACGAGGUUCAGGACCAAGACCGUCACGGUGACGAAGACCAUCUACUCGACCGUGUACAGGAGGUGUACGCAGUACGUCCACUACGAGCUCGAGGAGGAGCACGAGCACCCGCAGGAGCACCACCUCCACCCGCAGGAGCACCACCUCGAGCAAGUCGGCUACCUCGACGAGGAGGUCGACCACCUCUGUGAGGCCCGCCUCGAGCUCCAGCACAUCGGUCAGACCGACGACCUCGUCCAGGUCCACGUCUUCUGUCAGGCCAACCACUUCGUCCAGAUCUUCGUCUUCGUCCGUCAGGCCGACGACCUCGUCCAGGUCUACGACUUCGUCUGUCCGACCAUCUUCGUCCACAACGAGCUCCAGCUCGAGGUCGAGCUCCGCUUCGGCUACUUCCAGGAGCUCCACUUCCACCCGCGCCUCGUCUUCGACCACCUCCUCGAGGGCCUCUUCGUCCACUACUUCAUCCAGGUCUUCGUCUACGACUACCUCCUCGAGGGCUCCGUCUUCUACUACUUCCUCCAGAGCUUCUUCGUCGACCACCUCCUCCCGGGCUUCCUCGUCGACUACUUCGUCCAGGGCUGUGUCUUCGAGCACUUCGUCCAGGGCGUCUUCGGCUACCACUUCCUCGAGAGCUUCGUCGUCGUCGACGACUUCCUCCCGGGCUUCAUCUUCGACGACUUCCACCAGGGCCUCGUCUUCCAGUACUUCGUCCUCAGUCAGGCCGCCUGUCGUUACUUCGUCGUCCACCAGGUCUUCGACUUCUACCACUGCGUCGUCGACCAGCCGUGCUCUCUCCUCGUCCUCCUCUUCUUCGUCCACCGCUACCAGGACUUCGUCCAGCUCCACUUCUACUUCCACCUCAACUUCGACUUCCACCUCGUCCACUAG
This is a messenger RNA of Kalmanozyma brasiliensis GHG001, 1293 nucleotides long. RefSeq lists its product as uncharacterized. The record is from RefSeq and is a predicted model, not a curated record. The transcript is spliced from 3 exons. NCBI's taxonomy places the organism in Eukaryota, Fungi, Basidiomycota, Ustilaginomycetes, Ustilaginales. Bases 1 to 1293 code for a protein of 430 amino acids.